GCCUCACACCAGGAAACUAAACACAUCCACAGACCACAUCCAGUAGCAGACUAAACACCGCGUGAUGAUGACACUGUUUUAUUUUGAGAUUGUUAUAAUUAACCCUUCUGAGUGCCAGUGCUGAGAUACAGAAAAACAACAUGAUAAUUAGGAUAUUUUGAUUGAGUAAAUAUCAAAUGGCGCUACCAAAGUUAAGGCGAUGCUGUGGCUGCUUGUCGCUGGAACGAGGAUGUUUGCUUCUUGGAAUCUUGUCGACAAUAGCCUGCAUAUUAAACAUAGCCGCUGGAUCAUGGAACCUGCCUCGCCACAGAGAAAGGGAGAGAGAAGAUAACCUCAUCUCAAUGACAAUGAUCAUGUUUUCAACGCUGUCUGGAAUAAGCAAUGUUGUGGUGCUGGUCGGAAUCGGAUGGAGAAGACCGGGCUGUCUGCAGUUGUCGAUCCUGUUCAAUUCCGUGUUUAUGCUCUGUAUAUUCCUGGUUGCCAUUGUGACUUGCAUCUUCAGUCCUGAACUGACGCCACAUUUGAAGAGCCCUGUCAAUGUGACGCUUGUUAUAUUGGCCCUACUGGCCGGAGCUGCAUACUCUAUGUACUACCUGAUCGUAGUGAACAGCUUAUACCGCAAGAUGAAGAUGUCCGACAGCGAGAGUGCGUUGCCGAUGUGAUCGAGAUAAGAGGACUGUGCCUUCUGCUUUUGUAAUGUUAUUAAAUAAUAUAUCUU
Molecule: messenger RNA, 718 nt
Organism: Leptidea sinapis
Lineage: Eukaryota; Metazoa; Arthropoda; Insecta; Lepidoptera; Pieridae
Exons: 5
Coding region: 177-662 (161 amino acids)
Source: RefSeq, a predicted model, not a curated record